UCCGCGGGGCCGAGCCGCCCGUCUCUCCCGCCCCUCCUCCUCCCUUUUCCACCCCUCGGAGUGGAGCUGCACUUGCGGCUGCUCCCUGCUCGGUCCCGCCCAGCCUCCGUCGCGCAGGAACGGGUCCCUGCAGUCCCCAGCCGAUGGCAGGACAGUAGCCGCCUGUCAGGGGUCGCGAAGGGCUGAGGCAGACGCGGCGGCUCCCGGGCCUCAGAGAGUGGGUGUCUCCGGAGGCCAUGGGCUACCCCGAGGUGGAGCGCAGGGAACUCCAGCCCGCGGCAGCGCCGAGGGAGCGCGGGAGCCAGGGCUGCGGUUGUCGCGGGGCCCCUGCCCGGGCUGGCGAAGGGAACAGCUGCCGGCUCUUCCUGGGUUUUUUUGGCCUCUCGCUGGCCCUCCACCUGCUGACGUUGUGCUGCUACCUAGAGUUGCGCUCCGAGUUGCGGCGGGAGCGGGGAGCCGAGUCCAGCCUUGGCGGUCCCGGUAACCUCGGCACCUCGGGCACCCUGAGCAGCCCCGGUGGACUCGACCCCGACGGUUCCAUCACCCGCCACUUCGGGCAGCCAUCCCCGCAGCAGCAGCUGCUGGAACGGGGAGAAGCUACGCUCCCCCCAGACGCCCAGGACGGGCACCAGGACCUCCGGACUUGGGAACUCUGGCCGGCGCCCGCCGCCCCCAGCUCCGGCUGCCUCGGGAAAAGUUGGCGGCGCUCCCGGCCGGGCCGCGGCGCGAAGGUGCGGGCGCUGCCCCCCAGGCUGACUAACGGCAGCAGCCUGGCCCUUUUGCUCCCGGUGAGAUUCUGCGCCCGCGGUGCUUGUUUUUUCGUGUCCAGAGCUCAUGCCAGCACUAGCAGGCUCUCUUUUGGAGUUGGAGCUGUAAACAGCUGUAAUAACUGCUCCACGCCCGUUGAAACAACUUUGAACCGUGUUUUCUGCGCCGGGGUGCUGGUGCACUGACCGGAUCGUGGGCUUGUUCACACUUACCUGCAAUUUGAGACGGAUUGUCCUCGGUGUUCUAGUGAGGAUCAGCGCCCCUGAGGAAUUCUGGUAGAAAUAUGCCGUCUUGCUAGACAACUUUUGAAACAGUAAUUUAAAAAAUCUUUGGAAUAAAACUCACCCUUUGC
Messenger RNA from Aethalodelphis obliquidens (Pacific white-sided dolphin), 1120 nucleotides. Its product is annotated as ectodysplasin-A-like. The record is from RefSeq and is a predicted model, not a curated record. The coding region runs from base 237 to 953 and encodes 238 amino acids. NCBI's taxonomy places the organism in Eukaryota, Metazoa, Chordata, Mammalia, Artiodactyla, Delphinidae. The transcript has 2 exons.